This is a messenger RNA of Gymnodraco acuticeps, 1148 nucleotides long. It is a transcript of the gene guca1ab.2, whose product is annotated as guanylyl cyclase-activating protein 1. Gene Ontology annotation, molecular function: calcium sensitive guanylate cyclase activator activity; calcium ion binding. Bases 110 to 679 code for a protein of 189 amino acids. NCBI's taxonomy places the organism in Eukaryota, Metazoa, Chordata, Actinopteri, Perciformes, Bathydraconidae. Gene Ontology annotation, cellular component: photoreceptor inner segment; cone photoreceptor outer segment. The transcript is spliced from 4 exons. Gene Ontology annotation, biological process: visual perception; positive regulation of guanylate cyclase activity. The record is from RefSeq and is a predicted model, not a curated record.
GCUGCUCUUACACUUCAUGCUGACCCUGCCUGGAUGCUGAGUGAAUGCAGUUGUAGGUAUUGGUUAUGUUUUUACAGGAUUUUUUAAAUGUAUUUUUAUAAAAAGAGACAUGGGAAACAGCCCUGGGACGAGUGUGGAGGAACUACAAGCUUGUGAGAGUCAUCAGUGGUACAGGAAAUUCAUGACUGAGUGCCCAUCUGGAGUUCUCACCUAUUACGAGUUUAAACAGUUCUUCGGCCUGAGGAAUCUGUCGGAAGCGUCAAAUGCCUACGUUCUGACCAUGUUCUCCACGUUUGAUAUGAACGGUGAUGGCUACAUUGAUUUCAUGGAGUAUGUGGCCGCUCUGAGUCUGGUGCUAAAGGGAGGCGUGCAGCAGAAGCUCCGUUGGUACUUCAAACUGUAUGAUGUAGAUAGGAGUGGCUACAUCGACCAAGAGGAGCUACUUCAGAUAAUUAAGUCCAUCCGUGCAAUCAAUGGCACUACCAGUGAGAUUUCAGCAGAGAACUUUGCCAACAUGGUGUUUGAAAAGAUUGACGUCGAUGGAGAUGGUGAACUGUCCUAUGAUGAGUUCAUGGAGGGGAUUCAGAAGGACGAAAUGCUGCUGACGACACUAACAGAGAGUUUGGACCUCACACAUAUUGUCAGCAAAAUUCAAGAAGAGUUGAGAGCCAACACCUGAUACCUCUAUCCUUAUUGACACUGAAAUAAACAUUUUUGUAUAACCGUUCCACAUGCUGAAGAGGUGGAUAAUCCAUAAAUCAUCAUCAGGAUGAAAGGAUGUGGACCAAUCUCUGGGUCGCUGUCAAAGAACAGUAUUUAACUCCUCUGAGUUUACUAACUCAGACUAACAAAGACAAAUAUUAAUGUUGUCAGACAAAACAUAAAGACAGAUUAAUACCUUAACUCUUUGUUGGACUCUAGCUGAAGUGUAAAACUACAUGAUUUCAGUCCAAUCUCCAUAAAGUGCCAUUAUUGAAUUUAUGUUGUAGCUAUUGCAUGCAUUUUUACAAUACAUAAGCUACGUGUUCAGUUAAAUGUGUUUAGGUGAAACCUACAGGUUCCUUAAUUGUAGUGUUUCACAUAAUGUGCAGUAGAGCCACCUACAUCUCCCUACAUCUGAAACAGCAGUAAAUGAUGUAUAUUUGAGA